AUGUUACAGAGAGCUGCAAGCAAUGCAUAUUCAUGGUGGUGGGCAAGUCACAUCAGAACAAAGCAAUCGAAAUGGCUCGAACAAAACCUCCAAGAUAUGGAGGAAAAGGUGCAACAUGUGCUUCGCCUCAUUACAGAAGAUGGAGACUCGUUUGCCAAGAGAGCAGAAAUGUACUACAAGAAAAGACCAGAAUUGAUACAAUUCGUGGAAGAGACCUACAGAGCUUACAGAUCCUUGGCUGAACGGUAUGAUCACCUUUCGACCGAGCUACAAAAUGCCAACAACACCAUUGCGUCUGUUUUCCCCGAACAAGUUCAGUUUGCAAUGGAUGAUGAAGAAGAAGCGCCUGCACCUAAACCGAAAAAGCCUCUAGACAUGUCAAAAAACGUCCCAGAGGUGCCGAAGGCUCCUACUAAGGAUUUGAAGAGUCUUUUGUCGCGAGCAGCAGUUGGCAAAAAGAAAUUCCAGCCUCAGAAGUCGGUGAAAAAAUCAUCAACUGUCAAAACAGUUAGGAAAUCUGGUUUGAGCAAAUCUGAGGGACUAGAAGAGAUUGACAAGAUUCAGAAGCAGAUUCUGGCACUGCAAACCGAGAAAGAGUUUGUGAAGAGCUCAUACGAGAACGGACUUUCCAAGUACUGGGAGAUUGAGAAUAACAUCAAGGGAAUGCAAGAGAAAGUAAGCAGCUUGCAAGAUGAGUUUGGUGAGGGUCUGGUGAUUGAAGACGAUGAUGCUCGGAGUUUGAUGGCAGCGGCAGCAUUGAAGUCAUGCCAAGAUACAUUGACUCAGUUGGAGAAGAGACAAGAAAGUUCAGCUGAGGAAGCAAGAGUUGAGUCACUAAGGGUUAAGGAUGCGAGGAAGGUAUUUGAGUCUCUCAAAAAUAAGCUUCCAAAUGAUCAGAUUCAGACCAAUAAUGCAAAAGAUGAAGUAAAAGCAGUUAAGGAGACAAGUUCAGACCAGAGAGCGGAGAGUGCAACUCAUGAGAAAGAGAAACUAGAGACGUUACGAGAGAAAAUCAAGGAACACUAUGAUGCAAUAUCAAAUGAAUCUCUCACUGUUAGUGAAAUGGCAGAGAAGAUUGACGAAGUUGUGAGUAAAGUGAUCAGCUUAGAGACUGCUAUUUCAUCCCAGACAGCUCUAGUUGAUAGAUUAAGAAGUGAAAACAAUGAGAUAUGUGAUCAAAUUCGAACUCUGGAAGAUGAAAAGGCGACUCUAAUUGAUGGAAAGAACGACUUGAGUAAACAGCUGAAGGAGUUGGAGGAAGCGUUGCGCCGAGCUCAGGAGCUAAACAACAAUGUUGAAAGCCAGAAUAACAAUCUCCAGAUACAUUUUACUGAAGCGCAUUAUAGCCUUGAUCACAUUUCUCAUAAACUGGAAACCGUGAAGCCAAAUGAGGAGCCAAGUGCCUCAGACUCAUCAAAAACAAAUGAGGAUUCUCUUGGUACAGCCAAGUCGGCAGUUGAUCCUGCCAAUGGUCUCAAGCCAGUGCAGGAAGUGAAGUCAGAUGAAGACCAGAAGCCUACAGUUUUAGAGCAUAAAGAUGAAGCAUCUUCAGCUGAAGUGACACCUUCUACACAUCAUGAGGAAAGACCAAAUCUUGAUGAUAGUUCAGUGAAAAUUAUAGAUACUCCGAGUAACUCUAAUGGUGAUAAAGGAAAGGAUGGUUGCCAAUCACCCGUAAAGAAACAACAAAAUGCAAGCGAUGGUUCUGUAAAAGCUAAAGAAGUGCUCAGUACUUCUGCUGGAGCUCAAGGAGGAGAUAUUUGUACUCCAAGGCAGACAAUGGGUAGUUUUCUUGAUAUGGAAGUAAUCGAUGAUGAUGAUGAUGAUGAUCUGGAGCCAACGCAUGAAGAUAAGCCAGACUGGCAGAAAUUGUUUACAACUGGAUUGGCAGACAAAGAAAAGAUUCUAUUGAAAGAGUACACUGCAACUCUUCGGAACUACAAGGAUCUCAAGAAGAAGUUUAGUGUGACUGAGAAUGACCUCUUUGAAACAUCAGUGCAGAUGAAACAACUGAAGAGUAGCAAUGUCUUGAAGGAUGAAGAGAUCAAAGCAUUGCAUAAGAAAUUGGACCUUCUCAUACAGAGUUUAGAUGGAAAUCAAGAAGCACUCAAAGCUUUAGAGCAGGGGCAGACACCAACAGAGAAGGAAGAGAAUGAUUCAGUCAAGGACCUUCUAAAUGAUAAUUCUCCCACUACAUCAGCAAUCGAGGAAAAAUUCCGAGCUAACAUUGAUGAACUGUUGGAGGAGAACUUGGAUUUCUGGUUAAAGUUUAGCACUUCGUUCCAUGAGAUACAGAAGUUUGAAACCAGUAUCCAAGAUUUACAGUCGGACAUAUCAAAGCUCGAGGAUAGAAGAAAGAAAGAAGGAAGUAGUCAUGCAAGGAGUUCUGUGAAAUCAGAUGCACGGCCGUUAUACAAGCACCUAAUGGAGAUACAGACUGAACUAAACGUUUGGAUGGAAAAGAGUUCGCUCCUGAAAGAUGAACUUCAGUGCAGGUUUGCUUCUUUGUGUGACAUCCAAGAAGAAAUAACCAAGGCCUUGAAGACAAGUGCCGAGGAUGGAGACUUCGACUUUACAAGCUACCAAGCUGCAAAGUUCAAAGGCGAGAUUUUAAAUAUGAAACAAGAGAAUAACAAGGUUGGAGAUGAGUUACAAGCAGGGUUGGAUCAUGUGACAGCACUUCAACUUGAAGUAGAAAAAGCUAUGGGAAAGUUGAACGAGGAAUACAAAUUCUCUGCAUCCAUAAAGAAGCAGCAACCAGCUCAAGCGCAGCUGACACAUACCGAGAGCCGCUCCAGAGUUCCUUUGCGGUCAUUUAUCUUUGGUGUCACACCAAAAAAGCAAAAGCGAUCAAUCUUCGCUGUUGUUGCCCCUGCUAUGCAUAAGAAAUACCAUGGAAAAUCUAGAUCCACCUCUAACCAGCAGUAA
Messenger RNA from Fragaria vesca subsp. vesca, 2928 nucleotides. RefSeq lists its product as uncharacterized. Lineage: Eukaryota; Viridiplantae; Streptophyta; Magnoliopsida; Rosales; Rosaceae. The transcript has 2 exons. Bases 1 to 2928 code for a protein of 975 amino acids. The record is from RefSeq and is a predicted model, not a curated record. Gene Ontology annotation, molecular function: actin binding.